Molecule: messenger RNA, 2780 nt
Organism: Lacerta agilis (Sand lizard)
Lineage: Eukaryota; Metazoa; Chordata; Lepidosauria; Squamata; Lacertidae
Gene: DACT2
Product: dishevelled binding antagonist of beta catenin 2
Exons: 4
Coding region: 108-2552 (814 amino acids)
Biological process (GO): negative regulation of nodal signaling pathway
Cellular component (GO): cytoplasm
Source: RefSeq, a predicted model, not a curated record
CUGCUCGGCUGCAUUCGCUCGGCUGGCGGCGGAGGGAGAGGUUAGCGCCUUCCUGAGCUCCGCCUCGCUCGCUCCGGCGUGGCCUGUGGCUCGGACGGCGUCGGAAGAUGCUCCUAGGGAGGCCAGCGCAGCAGCAGCAGCAGCGGGGGCCGGGUGGCUGGGACCGCUGCCGGGUAGGCGAGAGGCUGCAAGCCGCCCUGGCCGGCCUCCAGGAGCUGCAGGUGCUGCGGGAGAAGCAGCGGGCGCUGGUGAGCGGGGCGCUGGCCGAGCAGCCGACGGUCGACGGCAGGCAGGCGCGCAGCAAGGAGCGGCGCCUCGAAGCCACCCUGAGCGCCUUGAAGGAGCAACUGUCACGUCUGAGGAGACAAGAUGUUGGGUUGAAAGGCCACCUGGAUCAGCUGGACCAACAAAUUAGUGAACUGAAGUUGGAUGUUGGCAAGACCUCCAUUGAGUAUCUUGACAGUGACAGCAGACCCAGCUCAGGCUUUUAUGAUCUGAGUGAUGGCGGCUCCUGCUCCCUGUCCAAUUCCUGUACAUCAGUCUUCAGUGAAUCCAUCUCUUCUUCCCAUGCCAGCCUCUUGCCAAGUUCCCAGCACCCCAAGACCCGUCUCAGCAUCUUCGAUUACCGCCCCAAAUCUGCGGAUGAAACCACAGUACAUAACCAGUUCCAGCAGCAGGGAGCCUACAUCGGUAAUGAAUGCCAAAUCAAAGGUUGUCCUGAUAUUUCUGGAACUCCUACCAGGUCCAGGCCAAGGCCUGUUUCCACAGGUGACCUUGAAAGACUCGCCCUGGCAGAUGCAGGAUAUCCUAAAGUAACUGACCCCAAAUCCUUUCCUCUGCUCUCCCCCGAAGGGGAAAUCCAGUUCUUCUGUGUGGACCCCAAAUACCAGAGUGACUUGGUCUCCAAAAGCGGGAACGAAGUGUACCCUUACCCUAGCCCUCUUCACGCUGUGGCUUUACAAAGUCCACUUUUUUCCCUGGCUGGGCCCCCGUCAGAAAAAGAGGCUCGCCCCUUGCCUAACAAAGUUGCCCCUCACACUGUUGGGCCCAGUUUGAUUAGGACUCUGCCCGUUGCGGAGUCCAGGCCAGGAGGUUACAUCAACAAACUGCUCCAGCUGACACGCUCCAGAGGAAACAAUCAGGCGGACGCCGGUGAGAGGUGUCUAACAAAGAGCCAGCCAUUCACAAUGCUCCAGAGGCUCAUUAUAAUCCCCAGCCCUGGUGGAGUGAAAAUCAACAGCAGUGGCAGCCAGAUGGAAAAACAAGGGAGCUCACUGCAUGGUAACAAAGCGGAGGGGAAGCUGCGGAGGGGAAUGCCUGAAGGGGAAUGUGCCAAACAGCAGGGGACUCAGCACAGUGCAAAUGUUGAGCAGGCGGCUGGCCCGGCCCAUGCAGAGUCUCCGCUGGCUGUGAAUGGCUGCUACUCUGCCAGUUCGUCAGCAAGGGAUUCUCCUCUGACCGAAGCCGGAGAAAGCAGCCUGGAACGCAGCUCUUCCAGCUCCCAGCUCGGAACGGAGGAUUCUAGCCUGAGCCCCGCAAACACGAAUGUCGCCCCAACCAAGAAAUCUCACAAGAAGCCUGUCAAGGCAGGAGGCCACGACCUAGUGCCUCAGGGUGGCUUUGUUCAUGCCAAGUUUGUCCCCGCAGAAUCCCAUCAAGUCAGGGUCAGGUUUGCCAACUCUAAAACGAAGCCUGUGAAGGUGAAGAGGAGAAGCAGUGAGAAGGUACCGAGGCCUGGGAAGCAGGCUUUCUUUGUGGAGAAGGCAAGGGGACUCCACCAUGUUGCUGCCAGGCUGCCCGUUGAGUGGAGUCUGCCUCAGAGGCAGCUCAGAGGAAGGAACCUCAUUCGGAGGCCUACUUUUGCUGGGGAAGCUACAGGGAGGUCUUGCUCGGAGUCCAGCCUGUACCCUGUGCCAUUCAGACUCCCUCAAGUACCCUCUGGGCCUGAACUCUACCAGGCCAAUGCCAUGUAUUCUCUCGAAGCGGCCUACAUAGACACCACCAACAAGAAAAAGCAGCGUAAGUGGCAGUCUACGGUGGAAAUCUCAACGAAAACCCAAGUGGCCAGCCUUUCAAGUGGCUUUGCCUUGGGGCCACCAAGGCAGUCAGCACGGAGAGCAGGGAUUACACGCUCUGUCACAAUGAGGGCCCGUUCCAAGAACCGCCACCCCUUUCGCCCUGGCGCAUAUGCCAGAAGUGAGUCCGAUCACUCUGAAUACUCUGCAGAGUGUGCCUCCCUUUUCCACUCCACCAUUGCAGAGACCAGUGAAGGGGAGGUCAGUGACUAUACAGCCAACCGCUUUGGGGACAGCGAGUCCAGCGAAAGUGAUUCAGAGGGCAGCAGCAAUGGCAGCAGCCUGACUCUUGACUACGACGAUGAGCAUGAACUGGUCUGGCCAGAUUCUUCUCCCAGGCAGCCAGCAGCUGUUCCGACUUCGUCCAAGUCUCUUCCUCCGAUGCCCAAACUCUGUCGUAUCAAAGCUUCAAAGGCCCUCAAGAAGAAGAUUAGGAGAUUCCAACCGGCCUCUCUGAAAGUGAUGACCAUGGUUUGAAGUGAGAGGGAGCAUCUGUUUUGUCAGCUGCCUCUGUUUGCAAAACAAAGGAGGGGAUUGAGACUUAAAAAGGAUUCUGUUAAAUGAAAUGUGAUGAAAUCCCUAGAUUGCUGGGUAAAGGACCUUUUCUUAUUUACUAAUGCCUUUAUGGAUGACACUGCUACUCUUUACCUCUUUCUGUUUUUUUUCUUUUGUGUGUGUGUGUAUGUGUGUAUGUGACUUGAUACC